Alternaria burnsii is the source of this 510-nucleotide messenger RNA. RefSeq lists its product as uncharacterized. NCBI's taxonomy places the organism in Eukaryota, Fungi, Ascomycota, Dothideomycetes, Pleosporales, Pleosporaceae. The coding region runs from base 1 to 510 and encodes 169 amino acids. The record is from RefSeq and is a predicted model, not a curated record. The transcript is spliced from 2 exons.
AUGAGUGAUUCAACGAAAAAUGGCACCCUUUGCGAGCGCUGCAGACUUCUCAGCUUUGACGAUCUUGCACUUGGGGGUCAGGAAGUAGUAAACAAAGAUGGCAUUGCACGACUUCGUUUCCCUGAAUCUCGGAUCGAAUCACGCCCUCGGAGUUGUCCGCCGGAGCUUUCAUUUUACCGACUGGUCCGCCUUGAUUGGAAGGUCGAGGACAUCCUCCCUGACAUGCCGCGUCUAUCCCAUUCCUCUCAGCUCGGCUGUCCAUUCUGUCAAGCUUUACUCAGGUCACUAGAGGACGCAUUUGCGAAAGAGGCAAGAACCGGUAUCAUACACGACGGUGCGCUGAAUCUGGUUGCGUAUCUUUCGCUAGUUGACGAAGGUAUCGGAGGCUUGAUAGUGGAGGCGACUUCGCCACGUUCCAAUCAGAGCUGGCAUGACAAAAGGUUAGAAAUUCAAGCUUUUUUCCAUAUUGAAGCAGACAGUAAACUAAACAACCAAAGUAUGCUGCACUAA